CGGGUUCUCGGUCCAUAAGAGGUCUGUCGGUGUGCACAGUUCGCGCGCCCUUUGCCCAUUUCCAGUUUAAAUUUCCCGGUGUCAACUUGCACCGCUCUUUCUUCCGGGCUCCGUUUCCUGCUUCGGCUACAACCACUGCGAGAGCAGGCGGCUUGUGAGUUGUGGGCUUGGAAGAUGAACUUGGGACAACAACUAGCAAGUACGUGACGCAGGGAAACUCGCUUGUUUUUCGCCGGGUCCGAUACGAAAGAAAGGGUGAACAAUGUCUCAGUGUCCGUGUCCGGAGCCUCUGAGUGCCCAGCAGCUGAAGCGACUCGAAGAGCACAAAUACAGCGCGUCGGGCCGAUCUCUCUUCGAGCCUCCGCUGCAACUCUACUGGAACUGGCUGGUGCAACAGAUUCCUGUUUGGAUCGCACCCAACACACUCACCAUAUCUGGGCUGCUCAUUAACAUCAUCACUACACUCGUGCUGGUAUACUACAGCCCCGCCGCGAAGGAGGAGGUACCAGGAUGGGCAUUUUUACUAAGUGGUUUGGGUUUGUUCUUCUACCAAUCUUUAGAUGCAAUUGAUGGAAAACAGGCACGAAGAACUAACAGCAGUUCUCCUCUUGGGGAACUUUUUGACCAUGGCUGUGAUGCAGUUUCAACAGUUUUUGUUGCUGUGGGAACAUGCAUUGCAGUUGGAAUGGGAAACUAUCCAAACUGGAUGUUCUUCUGUGGCUUUGUUGGCAUGUUCAUGUUUUACUGUGCCCACUGGCAAACAUAUGUUUCAGGAACAUUGAGAUUUGGCUUAGUUGAUGUCACCGAAGUCCAAGUUGCCAUCACGAUAAUGUAUGUGAUGACUGCCUUUGGAGGAACUGGUUUGUGGGAAUACAGGCUUCCAGUCAUAGGAUGCACACUGCAAGUCUUUCCCAUCAUUGGUAUAAUUGGAGGUUUCCUGUAUUCCUGUACCAACUAUUUCCAUGUGAUUCUCAGUGGAGGCGUUGGCAAGAAUGGCUCUACUGUCGCUGAUACCAGUGUACUAUCUCCAGGCUUGCACAUAGGCUUAGCCUUGACUUUGGCCUUCAUCAUUUUCAAGAAAUCAUCAAGUCAGCUUUUUGAAAACCAUCCAUGCCUAUAUAUUCUCACCUUUGGAUUUGUAUGCGCCAAGGUUUCAAACAAACUUGUGGUGGCGCAUAUGACAAAGAGUGAGCUUUACUUGCAAGAUGCAUCAUUUAUUGGUCCAGCGCUCUUAUUCUUGAACCAGUACUUCAACAGUUUUGUUGAUGAAUACGUUGUGCUUUUGAUAGCAAUGGUGAUUUCACUAGUCGACUUAGUGAAGUACUGCACUGGUGUAUGCCUUCAGAUUGCUUCUCAUCUUCGCAUUCAAGUCUUCAGAAUCAAGCCUCAAGUUUCUGAUCAGGUUGAUGAUAUAUCGAUUGCUGUGGCAUCAUCAGAGUGACAUGGACUGAAGAGAUAUGAGAACUGUUGCCAUUUUCCUGCUGUUGCUGGGAUGAAGGAAUGAAAACGUGUAUGGUUAAACAUGUAUAAUACAUUUGGUAUAUGGAAAUGAGGAGAAAAUGAUCAAAUACAGCUGAGCUGUGUUUAUGUUCAAAGGUCAAACUGCAGAGGCACACCUAAUGUCUAGAUACAGUGUCCAGUGAUGGGUCAAUAACUCAUAUAGCAGAAGUACCACAUCUGGCUCUUCACUAGACUAUCACAAUUUAAAAUUCUAUUUGCUGUCAUUUUACUAGGUGGGAAUAGUCACUGCUGAGGUUGCAAAGAUUUUAGCUGUAUUCUUAUUGUUACUUGAUGAACAGAGCAUGGCCCUGGCGGCUGGACCCAGAAGGACUCUUGGAAAUAGUGCUCUUCCAGAAAUGGGCUAGAGGCUUACCUUCU
Molecule: messenger RNA, 1878 nt
Organism: Polypterus senegalus (gray bichir)
Lineage: Eukaryota; Metazoa; Chordata; Cladistia; Polypteriformes; Polypteridae
Gene: chpt1
Product: choline phosphotransferase 1
Exons: 9
Coding region: 263-1441 (392 amino acids)
Biological process (GO): phosphatidylethanolamine biosynthetic process
Cellular component (GO): Golgi apparatus; endoplasmic reticulum membrane
Molecular function (GO): diacylglycerol cholinephosphotransferase activity; ethanolaminephosphotransferase activity
Source: RefSeq, a predicted model, not a curated record